UUCCCUAGCUUUACAAUGGCGACAAAAGGUAUUAUACUGGUGAUAUUAAUGGCAGCGUUUCUGUGCGCUUUGGCUUCAGACUAUGAAAUCGAAGGAAAAAGAGGCGUUCAAACGCUAGCAGACGUUCAGCUCAAGCAAAGGUUGAACGAAAUGGACAGUCGUAAACUGAUACURCUCAAAGGUCGGGAUGGUCGUGAUGGAAAAGACGGAGCACCAGGACAGCAUGGUAGUCCAGGACAGCAAGGUAGAGAUGGUCGUGAUGGGAAAAAUGGAUUACCAGGACCAAAAGGACCUCAAGGACCACAAGGGCCAUCAGGACAAAAUGGCGCAAGAGGACCACAAGGACUUAGUGGGGGUGGUAUCGAGUACAUACGAUGGGGCAAGACGUCAUGUCCUUCUGGUGCUGAUUUGGUGUACAAAGGUCGAAUCGCAGGAGAGCAUUACACACAUACCGGAGGAGGUGCUAACUACGUAUGCGUCCCUGAAGUCCCGGAUUACCUCAACUACAAACCAGGAAGACAAAAUACUGCGUUUAUAUAUGGAACAGAGUAUGAAGUAAACGACUUCAACCCACUCUCUAAUACCGACCUCCACGACCAUGACGCUCCUUGUGUCUCCUGCUAUGUGAAGACACGAAGCUCCAAACUGAUGAUCCCAGCAACCUACAAGUGUCCCUCAGGGUGGACCAGAGAGUAUUAUGGGUACCUGAUGACGGAAUAUUAUGGCCACAAGAGUAACAAGAAUUUUAUCUGCGUAGACAAAGAUGCCGAGUCUGUAUCRGGAAGCAAGCCAAGUCUGAAUGGAGCUCUUCUCUAUCCUGUUUCUGGAAACUGUGGUUCCCUUCCUUGUAGUCCAUACGUACAAGACCGAGAACUGACAUGUGUCGUUUGUACCAAGUAGUUAUUCGAUCAGUUUCAGCUAAUUUAUUAUGAUAUAAGUUUGUAUAAUUGCUCUUAAUACUCGUGCAGUUC
Molecule: messenger RNA, 971 nt
Organism: Exaiptasia diaphana
Lineage: Eukaryota; Metazoa; Cnidaria; Anthozoa; Actiniaria; Aiptasiidae
Product: short-chain collagen C4
Exons: 7
Coding region: 16-900 (294 amino acids)
Source: RefSeq, a predicted model, not a curated record